CCCAGCGCUGACGUGCACAUCAGCGACAUAACCUGCUCGCGUUGUUUUUGUUAACGUGGAAAUCGAUCAAAGCAGCCGCAAAGGGGCACAAUGAGCGCCUUCAAGAGAGACAAGAAGGAGGAAGAGGACGGGGGCGGAUUGCCGUUUCAGAACAUCGAGAAGAGCGCGGUGCUGCAAGAGGCGCGCAUUUUCAAUGAGGCGUCGGUGAACCCGCGCAAGAGCACCGCCGUGCUCACCAAGCUGCUCUACAUGCUGAACCAGGGGGAGCGGCUGAGCCCCAAAGAGGCGACCGACGUGUUCUUCGCCAUGACCAAGCUGUUCCAGUCGCGCGAUCUGGUGCUGCGCCGCCUGGUCUACAUGGGGAUCAAGGAGCUGAGCACCAUGGCGGAGGAUGUGAUCAUCGUCACCUCCAGCCUCACCAAGGACAUGACUGGGAAGGAGGACAUGUACCGGGCGGGGGCGAUUCGGGCCCUGUGCAGCAUAACCGAGGCCGGAAUGCUGCCGUCGAUCGAGCGCUACAUGAAGCAGGCCAUCGUGGACCGCAGCCCGGCCGUGAGCUCCGCCGCCCUGAUCAGCGCCAUGCACAUGACGUGGUUCGCCGCGGAGGGCGUCAAGCGAUGGGUGAACGAGGCCCAGGAGGCGGUGCUCAGCGACAACAUUAUGGUCCAAUACCACGCCCUCGGCCUGCUGUAUCGCAUCCGGCGCGCCGACCGCUUGGCAGUCAGCAAGCUGGUGGCGCGCCUCACACGCCUCUCCUUGAAAUCCCCCUAUGCCGUCUGCAUGCUGAUCCGCAUCGCCGCCCAACUCAUCGAGGAAGAGGGCGCCGACAGCGGCUCGCCCCACUUUCAGUACAUCGAGGCCUGUUUCCGGCACAAAUCGGAAAUGGUGGUGUACGAGGCGGCUCGCGCCGUCGUCAACCUGGAGCGCACCACCAGCCGCGAGCUGGCGCAGGCCGUGUCGGUGCUGCAGCUGUUCUGCGGCGCCCCCAAGGCCACGCUGCGCUUCGCCGCUGUGCGCACCCUGAACCAGGUGGCAAUCGCGCAUCCGGCCGCCGUCACCGCCUGCAACCUGGACCUGGAGAACCUGAUCACCGACUCCAAUCGGUCGAUUGCCACGCUGGCCAUCACCACGCUGCUCAAAACCGGGGCGGAGUCCUCGGUGGACCGCCUGAUGAAGCAGAUCGCCACCUUUGUGUCGGAGAUCAGCGACGAGUUCAAGGUGGUGGUGGUGCAGGCGAUCCGCGCCCUCGCCCUGAAGUUCCCGCGCAAGCACAGCAGCCUGAUGAACUUCCUGUCGGCGAUGUUGCGCGACGAGGGCGGGCUGGAGUACAAGGCCUCCAUCGCCGACACCAUCAUCACGAUCAUCGAGGACAACCCGGAGGCGAAGGAGACCGGGCUGGCGCACCUGUGCGAGUUCAUCGAGGACUGCGAGCACACCUCCCUGGCCGUGCGCAUCCUCAAUCUGCUGGGCAAGGAGGGCCCGCGCACCAAACAGCCCUCGCGCUACAUCCGCUUCAUCUACAACCGCGUGCUGCUGGAGUGUCCCUCCAUAAGGGCGGCCGCCGUGUCCGCGAUGGCGCAGUUCGGGGCCUCGUGCCCCGACCUGCUGCCCAACAUCCAGGUGCUGUUGGCGCGCUGCCAGAUGGACUCGGACGAUGAGGUGCGCGACCGCGCCACCUACUACAGCCACAUCCUGGCGCGCCAGGACACCAGCCUGUACAACCGCUACAUCCUGGACACGCUGCAGGUGAGCAUUGCGGGGCUGGAGCGCGCCCUGCGCGAGUAUCUGGACGGCGAGGGGGCGCGGCCGUUCGACAUGCUGGCGGUGCCGGUGGCGCCGCMCCCGCAGGCCGCCGAGCUGGACGCCAAGCCGCGGGCGGCGCUGGCCAAGCCGCCGCCCACCCGCGAGGACAACUUUGCCGAGCGCUUGUCGGCGCUGCCCGAGCUGCAGGCGCUCGGCCCCCUCUUCAGCAGCUCGGAGCCGGUGGAGCUCACAGAGUCCGAGACCGAGUACGUGGUCAGGUGCGUGAAGCACUCGUACGCGCGCCAUCUCGUGCUGCAGUUCGACUGUCUGAACACCCUCAACGACCAGCUGCUGGAGGACGUGCGCGUCCAGGUGGAGCCCGGCGAGGGCUACAGCGUGGCCGCGGUGCUCCCCUGCCCCAGGCUGCCCUACAACGAGUCGGGCUCCGCCUACGUGGUGCUGCAAUUCCCCGAGGACCUGCCCAGCAGUGUGGCCACCUUUGGGGCCCUGCUCAAGUUCGUGGUCAAGGACUGCGACCCUGCCACCGGCCUGCCCGAUGUCGAAGAAGGCUACAACGACGAGUACAUGCUGGAGGACCUGGAGGUCACCCUGGGCGACCAGAUCCGCAAGCUGGGCAAAGCCAACUGGGGCGCCGCCUGGGAGGAGGCCGAAGGCCUCUUCAGCGAAAUGGAGGACACCUACGCGCUCACCUCCAUGACCAGCCUGGAGGAGGCGGUGACCAACAUCGUCAAGUUCCUGGGGCUGCUGCCCGCGGAGCGCAGCGACAAAGUCCCCAAGGGCAAGACCACACACACCUUGCUACUGGCCGGGGUGUUCAGAGGGGGCGUGGACGUGCUGGUGCGCGCCAAGCUGGCCCUGGCCGACGGCGUCACCAUGCAACUGACCGUGCGAUCGCAAGACGAGGGCGUGGCCGAACUGAUCACAUCCGCCGUAGGCUAGUCUCGCUACCAAUUUACUGAUAAUUACAAAUAUACACACUAUUCUAUUGGCA
This is a messenger RNA of Dendroctonus ponderosae (mountain pine beetle), 2755 nucleotides long. It is a transcript of the gene gammaCOP, whose product is annotated as coatomer subunit gamma. NCBI's taxonomy places the organism in Eukaryota, Metazoa, Arthropoda, Insecta, Coleoptera, Curculionidae. Gene Ontology annotation, molecular function: structural molecule activity. Gene Ontology annotation, cellular component: endoplasmic reticulum; endoplasmic reticulum-Golgi intermediate compartment; Golgi membrane. The record is from RefSeq and is a predicted model, not a curated record. Gene Ontology annotation, biological process: intracellular protein transport; endoplasmic reticulum to Golgi vesicle-mediated transport; protein secretion. Bases 91 to 2703 code for a protein of 870 amino acids. The transcript is spliced from 8 exons.